CUGGUGAAGACAGCGGAGCUCAGCCCGCAGAAGAACUACGUGUUUGGCUGCCACCCGCACGGCAUCAUGAGCGCCGGCGCAUUCUGCAACUUCAGCACGGAAGGGACCGGCUUCUCCUCCGUGUUCCCCGGGAUACGGCCGCACCUGGCCACGCUGGCGGGGAUGUUCAUGAUGCCGAUAUACCGAGAGUACAUGAUGUGCGCGGGAAUGUGUCCGGUGAGCAAGCCCAGUCUGAAGUACCACCUCUCCCAGAACGGCAGCGGCAAUGCGGUGGUGAUCGUGAUAGGGGGCGCCGCUGAGUCUCUGAACUGCACCCCCGGACACAACUCCCUCGUCAUGAGGAACAGAAAGGGCUUCGUCAGGCUGGCCAUCGAGUAUGGGGCUGACCUCGUUCCUGUCUUCUCGUUCGGGGAGAAUGACAUUUUCCACCAGGUGAUCUUUGAGGAGGGGAGCUGGAAGAGGAGUCUGCAGAUCGCCUUCCACAAAUACGUGGGCUUCGCCCCCUGCCUCUUCAAGGGGACCGGGCUCCUGUUCAAUUCCUGGGGGCUACUCCCCUUCCCCAAACCCAUCACCACAGUGGUUGGGAAGCCCAUCGCGGUGCUGGAGAUGGCGGUCCCCACUGAGCGGAUAGUGGAUCACUAUCACCGGCUCUACAUGCAGGCCGUCCUCGAUCUCUUCGACCAGCACAAGGUGUCCUGCGGUCUGUCUGAAGAACACCAGCUCGAAAUCCUCUGAGACGCAGUACCCAGCCCGGCCCGCCAGGGGGCACUGCCGGCCACAGAGAAAAUGGUAGCGGGCCCUUUAAACCUGGAACUGGACACGCGAAUCAGCUGACUUCCUGCUGGAACUGAGGCAGAAUUUAAAAGCGCAGUGGCUUUUAAACUAAAAUAUUUUUGCCUAGUUUUCAACCCAACAGUGCGUGUUGAUUUCUGGACUUGUUUGUUUGUUGUGAUGAUAAUGGAGAAUGAAAACAGCGUUAUUAUUAUUAAUUAGCAUGACUGAUAAUUUGAUGAAGCUCUGUUAAUGGCAGGUAAUUAAAUUCGUGUGUUCUGUCUCGGGAAGGAUCAGUCUGUGACGUAGUGAUGGAG
Messenger RNA from Acipenser ruthenus (sterlet), 1088 nucleotides. Its product is annotated as diacylglycerol O-acyltransferase 2-like. Gene Ontology annotation, cellular component: endoplasmic reticulum membrane. The record is from RefSeq and is a predicted model, not a curated record. Gene Ontology annotation, molecular function: diacylglycerol O-acyltransferase activity. Lineage: Eukaryota; Metazoa; Chordata; Actinopteri; Acipenseriformes; Acipenseridae. Gene Ontology annotation, biological process: triglyceride biosynthetic process.